Molecule: messenger RNA, 502 nt
Organism: Gigantopelta aegis
Lineage: Eukaryota; Metazoa; Mollusca; Gastropoda; Neomphalida; Peltospiridae
Exons: 4
Coding region: 151-483 (110 amino acids)
Source: RefSeq, a predicted model, not a curated record
AAAAGUGUCAGUAUGGAGUUGACGUGCAAAACGGGGUACUCGUUGGUUACGGGACUAAUUUACAGCUCUGUAUAAAUGACUGAAACCGGGCCAAACACUACAUUGAGUUCGUGUUGUGUCUUGUGAAAACUAUUUUCAAAAUCGUCUAGAAUGAAGACUGCUUAUUUCAUAGUGAUACUGCUCGCCUUGACCUUCGUCCCCAAGCACGCGGAUGCCUGGUGGUUUAUCAGUAACAAGUGGUUGUCUACCGGGAGGGGCUGGGGUUAUGCAUCAAAGAGGAGACUCGACGUGCCGAAUGAUGCAGUAGAUCCAGUAGAGGUAGUGAUGGCAAAUUGGACCUCGAUGAAUUACAACAAUUCUGAUUUUGACUACAAAGAGAAAUUUCUGGAAGCCAUGAAGUAUGAUGCAGAUUUUUCAGGACCCGAUGACGUCAUCACCUCGCACCGUCACGUAUCGAAUGUGAUGGUGAAGAGAUCUUCAUAAUACAAAAUAAUAACAAAAA